Molecule: messenger RNA, 720 nt
Organism: Panicum virgatum (switchgrass)
Lineage: Eukaryota; Viridiplantae; Streptophyta; Magnoliopsida; Poales; Poaceae
Exons: 1
Coding region: 208-684 (158 amino acids)
Source: RefSeq, a predicted model, not a curated record
CUACAGCAAUGCUCAUAUGGUCACGUUGGUCAGUCGCUCUCACGAUAAGGACCAGGGCGGCAAACCCAGAUGCUCGGUUUUUCGGUUCGGUUCGGUUUCUCAGUUUCGUUUUGAAAGAUUUUAAAAGGCGUGUUAAGGUCAAGCAGGCAUAUCUUUUGCUGCGUCGCCGCGUUGGCUUAUAUAUUCAAGCAUGGUAUUCAUCUCCGGAUGCAGUACCAAGCUCCCGACCACCACCACCACCACCACCACUGCCCAAGCUCAGGACAAGAUCCAACCACUUCUUCCACACACGCACACCCACACACACCAGUAGCGAUCUCAGAGAUGGAAUUCACGGCUGUGCUAAUCAAGAUUGUGGGCUUGAUCUCGGAGGCCUGCCGCACCGUGGAGAAGCUGCCGGCGGCGCUGAUCACGAGCGGCAUCGUUCAAGCUGCAGCCGCGCUCGCGGUCGCCGCCUUCAAGUCACCGUCAGGUAUUUUCAUCGGUCAUGGAAAGGCGCCCUUGUACCUGUACUACGGCAUCCUCAUCGCCGUCAUACUCUUUGGAUUCGUCGAGGGUUCUGCCGGCUUCUACGUGUCAGGCGAUGUGACUCGGCGGCGCGCCGUCGGGAUGACAAUUCUUUGGAUUUCCAUUUUGCCCAUUGUCCUUGUGGCUGGGCUUGGAGGCUUCGUCAUCUUGAAAUAGUAGCUAGUUGCAGUCUUGCAGACCCUAUCGUAUUUC